CGAAACAUUUUAUUUGCAUGCAUGCAUUCAUUUGUAGAUGACUGUAUCUUAUCUAAGGGUGAAGUAAACAAAUCGUGGCAUGCACGAACCCAUCUUUGUCUCGGAUCAUUUGAGGUAGGAUGUGAAGAUGGCCUCAGCGGUGGAGAGGACGGAUGAUCUGGUGCGAGAGUAUCUGAUAUACCGCGGUUUCACCAGCACACUGAAGCACCUGGACUCAGAGAUCAAAGCAGACAAAGAGAAAGGCUUCAGAGUUGAUAAGAUCAUCGAUCAGCUCCAGCAGCUGAUUCAGAGUUUUGAUCUGACUGGUCUGAAGGAGUACUGGACGUAUCUGGACCGCAGGCUCUUCUCCAGACUGGAGGACGUCUACAGACCCACCGUCAACAAGCUGAGGACCAGCCUCUACCGCUUCUACAUCAUUCACACGGUUCAGAUGAAGAAUACAGAGAAGACGCAGGAGUUUUUCCUGAAGCAGGUGCUGGAGCUGCAGGCUCAGCCGGAGUGGCGUGAUUGGUUCGCUCUGCCCUUCAUCCCGGCGCCGGAGCAGAAUCCCUCCUUCUCUCCGUAUUUCUCCCGCCAGUGGGCCGACACCUUCCUGGUGUCUCUGCACAACUUCCUGAGCGUCCUCUUCCAGUGCAUGCCUCAGCCUGUGCUCUUGAGCUUCGACGGUGAAGUCCAGAGAAUCACGAGUGUUCAGGAGGAGAGCGAGCAGCUCAGAGACCAGUUAUUUGCUCUUCACGGAGAGACGCGCCUGAAGAAAGACGAGGAGAUGGUCCAUCACAAACUCCCGCCGUACGUCCAGCACAUGGACCGACUCGGGGACACUGAGCUAGAUCUCGUGUCCAGUCAGAGGAAUGUCAACAUGACCACGCCGUCCAGAAACUUCUUCUCCACCUUCCUCCCUCAGGGCCGAUGGGUCCCCGGGAAAACGGCCCCGGGGCCCCAAUCCUCACCCACACAGGCCUCGCUGGGCCGGAAGGAUCCCGCCGCCACAGCACAGUCUGCGAAGGCAAAAGAUCCACCUUCUGCAAAAGACUUGAAGAUGCCCACUGUUUCCACGGCGACGGUGGAUUUGGCGACAGGUCAUUCCCGACAGAGACGGCACCAUGACCACGAGAAAGAGAGAAAAGAGCUGCUCUCCAAACUCCCACCGCAGAGUUCAGAGAAGAAAAACGAUUCGGAUCCAGAAACUCAAACCGAAGCUCUUCCUGAUCAAACAGACUCCACCAAUCAGACGCGAGUCUGUGAUGUGGGCGGAGCUUCAGUGGAGCAGCCCUUCAUUAAACUGAGUCAGGAGGAGUAUAUAGAGCAUCACUCAUCCAUCAUGCACUGCAGGGUGGACUGCUCGGGCAGGAGAGUGGCCAGUCUGGAUGUGGACGGGGUGGUGAAGGUUUGGGCCUUCAAUCCCAUCAUGCAAACCAAAGCCACUAUCAUGUCCAAGUCCCCGCUGCUCUCUCUGGAAUGGGCAGCCAAACCCGACAGACUGCUGUUGCUCGGCAGUGGCGUCGGCACGGUAAAGCUUUACGACACGGAUGCUAAGAAGAGCCUGUAUGAGAUGACCAUAGACGACAUCCAUCCACGGAUCCUGUCGCUAGCCUGCAGUCCGAGCGGAACGUCGUUCGUCUGCUCUGCCGCGGCUCCGGCUGCUCAAUCUGGUGUUGUGAUGGAGGGCGAAGCACGAGUUUCGGCUCCUGUAUCCGGACAGCUGCUGCUGUGGGACACCAAGACCGUCAAACAGCAGCUACAGUUUGCGCUGGAGCCGGGUCCGGUUGCCAUAAACUGCACGGCGUUUAACCACAACGGAAACCUGCUGGUGACCGGAGCCGCAGACGGGAUGAUACGACUGUUCGACAUGCAGCGCUAUGAGAGCGCGUUGAGCUGGAAGGCUCAUGAUGGUGAAGUGUACAGCGUGGAGUUCAGCUACGAUGAGAAUACCGUCUUCAGCAUCGGCGAGGACGGGAAGUUUGUGCAGUGGAAUAUCCACCGCUGUGGCGUGAAACAGUCGGAGUACUCGCUAUCCCAGGAUGCCGUGGGGCCGUUUGUCCUGUCGGGUUACAGCGGCUAUAAACAGGUUCAGGUUCCACGCGGUCGACUCUUCGCUUUCGACUCUGAGGGCCAACAUGUUCUCACCUGCUCCAGCAAUGGAGGAAAUAUCUACCGGUUGAAUAAGGCGGACGCGGGUCUGGAAAGCGUCUUGUCUCUUGGCGGUCAUAAAGCGCCCGUCGUGACGGUUGAUUGGUGCUCAGCGAUGGACUGCGGCACCUGCCUCACCGCGUCUAUGGACGGCAAGAUCAAACUCAGCACGCUGCUCGCUCAGAAACCCUGAGCUCACAAAGCAAGUACAGCGGAUCUGAAACGUGCAUUUAGAGCCAGUGAGGAUGAUGAUGACUGAAGCAGAAUCUCUGCUAACGUUUAAAUCACGUGAUGUCUUAUGAACCAAUCAUCCCUGAUAGGUGACCAUUAGAAUAUCAAAACAAUGUUACUGAUUUAAAGACCACAAAUCUACAUUUUCACUGAAUGAUAUAACAGACCAUAUAGAUCCAGAGAGUGAUGACGUAUUAUAUUUUUCAUAAAGCAUUUAUGUUUCUUUGCGAGUUAGUGAUGUCUGAGAAUAUGUGGAGAAAUGUUACUUGAGAAAAGAACAAAUGAACAAUUGUUCAGUCAGGUCAGUGAGGAAGGGCAUUAGCUUCACAUUAAUGUUUCUGUCCUUCUAAGAUGGUGUUUAUUUCUUACUUAUGGAACCAUAAAAUGCAACUUAACCAAGUAAUAAAGCAUUUGAAUGAUGUUUAAACAAAUUAUAAUUUUUUUUUGCAUCCUGUUGUGCAUUAAAAAACAUGAUCAAACAAAAUCCUGUGCUUCAUUUAAAGUGUGCUUUUGUGAUUUAAUUACAAAUACAACGACAAACAAAUGAAUUUGAAAUAUAUUCACAGCAAUAGAAUUACAAGUCUCUUAAAAUGGUUUUAA
Sinocyclocheilus rhinocerous is the source of this 2961-nucleotide messenger RNA. It is a transcript of the gene wdr91, whose product is annotated as WD repeat domain 91. Gene Ontology annotation, cellular component: late endosome membrane; early endosome membrane. Gene Ontology annotation, biological process: early endosome to late endosome transport; negative regulation of phosphatidylinositol 3-kinase/protein kinase B signal transduction. The record is from RefSeq and is a predicted model, not a curated record. NCBI's taxonomy places the organism in Eukaryota, Metazoa, Chordata, Actinopteri, Cypriniformes, Cyprinidae. Gene Ontology annotation, molecular function: protein binding; phosphatidylinositol 3-kinase inhibitor activity. Bases 128 to 2323 code for a protein of 731 amino acids. The transcript is spliced from 16 exons.